Molecule: messenger RNA, 1778 nt
Organism: Pyrus x bretschneideri (Chinese white pear)
Lineage: Eukaryota; Viridiplantae; Streptophyta; Magnoliopsida; Rosales; Rosaceae
Product: pentatricopeptide repeat-containing protein At1g63400-like
Exons: 1
Coding region: 73-1599 (508 amino acids)
Molecular function (GO): protein binding
Source: RefSeq, a predicted model, not a curated record
UUAAUUUUACUCUUCUUCACUAGUUUAAAGAAGCGAGGUUUGCUGAAUUUGUGUAGCCAACUGAAGCUAAAGAUGAAGAUGAAGAGGAUAACCACAAGACCUCCAUCUCGAGGUAAUCUUCCUUCUUUCAUUUUUACCAUUCUGCGGAAUCCAAGUAGAAGAUUUCAUUCCGACGCUGUUAAUGCUAAUCCGACUUGUACGCAUACAAUUAAACAAACCCAUUUGGUGUCGGAGAGUAUGAUUCAGACUCGAUGCAAAUCUGGAAAAAUUAGGAAAGAUGAAGCUUUGGGUUACUUUAAUUCCAUGAUUCAAACCAAACCCUUGCCCUCUAUUUGGACUUUCAAUUGUUUGUUGGGGGCAAUCUCCAAGAUGAAGCAAUAUUCUGCUGUGGUUUCUAUGUGUAAACAGUUGAUGGGUUGCGCUCAUUUCCGACCUGAUGUCAGUACAAUGACUAUUUUUAUGAAUUGCUUGUGCCGUCUGAACCGGGUGGAUUUGGGUUUCCCUGUUUUGGCAAUUACCCUUAAAUACGGUCUUGAACCCAAUGCUCGUUGUAUAAAUACUUUACUUCACGGGCUUUGCAAGUACAGUUCCUGGGCCGAGGCAAUGGAGCUGUUCAAGUUAAUAGAAGAGAAGGGAUACACAUGCAAUGCAAUCACUUAUGCUAUCAUGAUCAAUGGAUUAUGCAAAGUUGGGAAAAUUUCUAAGGCAGUCGAGAUUCUUAAGAAGAUGUGGGAAGAUGGAAGGUUUAAGCCAAUUCAAGAUUGCUACAAUCCAAUCAUCGAUGGAUUGUGUAAAGAAAGCCGAAUGGAUGAUGCCUUGACCCUAUUUCGAGAUAUGAUCAGCAAAAGUGUUGUACCGGAUAUUAUCAGUUAUAACUCUUUGAUUCAUGGGUUAUGCAACAUGAGUCGCUGGGAAGAAGUGCUCGCUCUUUUUGAAGGAAUGGAAGAUCAUGGAGUCGGGCCAGAUGUUGUCACCAACAACACUUUAAUUUAUGCGUUGUGCCAAUCCGGGAGGUUGGAAAAAGCCAAGAGCUUCUUGAUUUGCAUGCUUAACAGUGGAAUUUCUCCUAAUGUAUGCACGUAUAAUAUUCUAAUCAACGCGCUGUGCAAUGAUGAAAGAAUUCAAGAAGCACUUGCUCUGUUUGGAACAAUGACUAAGAAACGUAUAAAGCCUGACGUUGUCACUUUUACUUCCUUGAUCUCUGCUUCAUGCAAGUCGGGUAACUGGGAGGAAGCUGUGAUGUUAUUUAAAACCAUGAUUGAUCAUGGAGUCUUGCCUAAUAUUGUUACAUACGGUGCUGUUCUCGAUGCUUUAUGCAAGGAAGGGAAGACAGCAGAGGCACUGAAUCUUGUGGAAGAAAUGAUCCGAAGAGGGGAAAAGCCUGAUGUUGUAAUUUACAACUCUUUAAUUAAUGGAUUGUGCCGUACGAGACAAUGGAGAGAAGCAACAAGGUUGUUUGACAAAAUGGUAUGCCAUGGAAUCUCACCUGAUUGCAUAACUUUGAUGAUACGUUCCAGUGCUCUCUGCAAUGGAGGGAUACCAGAUGAGGUUCGCAAAGAAUUUAAGGCGAGAAUAGAUGGAGCUUUGAAGCUUGGUUAGAAAAGGUCUAAGAAGGAUUGAUGCCUCUAGGCUGGUCUAGAAACGGGAAGAACUUUAAGAGUUUGUAUUAAUGAAUAGAUUUCCAUGUUUUUCUUGUUUCUGGUACGGCUUUGAUUGAUCACCCCCCUCAUCCACCUUCGAUUUUAUGUGAGCCGGUAAUGGCAUAUAUUUUAGCCACA